UUCAAAACCAAAAAUAGUCGUAAUCUAAUUCGACAUCAAUUAAUUCAUUCAUCAAUAAAACAAUUUAAAUGUGAUUUUAAUAAUUGUAAUAAAGAAUUUGCACAAAAUCAAAGUUUAAUUGUACACAAAAAUUCUGUUCAUCUAAAUGUGAAAUUUGUGUGUAAUUUCAAUGAAUGCCACAAAAGUUUUACAACAAAAUCUGCUUUAAUUAAACAUAAAAGUUGUGUUCAUUUGAAGAAACAUAAAUUCAAAUGUAAUGAAAAAAAUUGUGACAAAAUAUUUACUGCAAAAUCGAGUUUAAUUUCACACAAACGCAUACAUUCGGGAGAAAAACCAUUUGUUUGUAAUUUUAACGAUUGUGACAAAAGUUUUGCCGAUAAAUCUAAUUUUAAAGAUCACAUCGACAGACAUAGGGAUAUAAAAAGCCAUAAAUGUAUUCAUAAUAAUUGUAAUCAAAGAGAUUUGCGUCAACACUUUGAAUUGUAA
This is a messenger RNA of Medioppia subpectinata, 486 nucleotides long. The record is from the annotation of a GenBank genome assembly. Lineage: Eukaryota; Metazoa; Arthropoda; Arachnida; Sarcoptiformes; Oppiidae.